AUGGAUAGUUGUAAGAAAAAAUAUUGGGCCCUGGUAAAAUGGGUCGGAGGUGUCGAUGACAAAACUUAUACUGUUGGGAUAUAUACUCAACAUAUUAAAAAUUUUAAUUAUGAAGAAUUUACCAGUGAAGAAGAGGAUCCUGAAAAAAUUUACGUAAUUGAAUGGCAUGAUCAAUCUAAAGAACCACCUGGUGGUUGGAUAUGCUAUCAGGCGAGAGUAAUUGCGGUUUCAAAUUCUCGUAACGUUUUAAAUAAAAAAUUAAAAGCUCUAGACGGUAUUGUAUCACCGAAAACGAUAAAUACCCAAGAAACAGUACCAAUUAAUCGUAAGGAACCUCAAGCCCAUUGCAGUCAUUCAGUAGUCGAUCUAUUGACAGAAGAGGAUGAAGAAAAUCCGGAGGAAAAUACUUCUGUACGAAAAAAAAUUAGGUUUGAAAAUGAGAACACGAGUGAAAAUAACGACAGUUUAAUUGAUGUUAUUGAAGAUCAUAAGAAGGAUCAAAAUGAUGAUAAUUUAACUAUCAAAGUUGGGGAAAAGAACAGAAGUUCUGCUAGCAAAGAGACCGGAAAAAUUACACCAGUAAUUCAGAUCAAUGAAGAAGUUGGGCAUCAAUAUGUCACAAAAGAAGAUUUGAUGAAAGCCUUGCGAGAAAUUCAACAACAUCAGCAGCCUUCGACAUCUCAAGCUUUACAACCCAGACAGAAAACUAAGAACAGUCCUUCACUUGGUCUUCCUGGUAGUACAUCAAGUGGUCUUAAAAUGAAAGAAAUUGGUGAUCCAGGGAGCAACGUUUUCAUUAAUGAAGAACAAUAUUCUGCUGCUGAGUGCGCUGCGAUACCUUCAGCAAUGACAAAAAAUUUGUUAGUAUCUAUCUUUGGUUUAGAUAUUUUGUCCAAGAGCAAUUAUAAAGGCGGAGCACCCAAAACUACCAAAGAUGGAACAAAAGUUCAGCAUGAUCGUUUGGAUUUUGUGAAACUAAAUGCCAUUCAACAAUUUGUAACAAAACGUUUUAAAAAUUUUAAAAGCAGUGAUUUUGGAAGGGCUGUUAAUAAUAAAUGCAAUAAAGUCAGAUAUGAACUUCGCCAAUCUAAGAUUCCUGGAAAAGAGAAGAAAGACGAUGACAAUUCUGGUUCAAAAGACGAUGAUAAUUCUGGCAUGGACUAAAUCUUUCUUGCGGUCUCAAAAUAUUAAAAUUAUCAGUUCACUUUUUAAACGUUUAUUUUUUUAUGAUUAU
Cotesia glomerata is the source of this 1234-nucleotide messenger RNA. RefSeq lists its product as uncharacterized. The transcript has 9 exons. Lineage: Eukaryota; Metazoa; Arthropoda; Insecta; Hymenoptera; Braconidae. The coding region runs from base 1 to 1164 and encodes 387 amino acids. The record is from RefSeq and is a predicted model, not a curated record. Gene Ontology annotation, molecular function: DNA binding.